AUGGAAAAGAUUUUGCGUUUAUUGGCACGCAAAUUCAAUUAUGUGGUUGUUGCCAUCGAAGAAUCGAAGGAUCUAUCACAGAUAUCCUUUGAUGAGCUUGUGGGUUCUCUUCAAGCCCAUGAGCAAAAGAUGAAGCAAAGUGAUGAUUCUAAAAGUGUGGAUCAAGCUUUGCAAAGCAAGUUAUCUGUAACUGAAGGCGGAACUAGCAACAACUCAGGACAAAGUUCACACAACCAUGAAGGAUACCGUGGAGGAUAUAGAGGUAGCAAUAGAGGUGGACGUGGACAACAUGGACGACGAAAUCAAUCAUAUGGCAGAGGAAAAUCAAGUGAAGACUAUCAUGCCACAAGUUGUGGACAAGGAGCUCGAGAUAGAAGCCGAGCUCCUAAACAAGAAGAAAGAAGCCAUGUAGUAGCUAUUGAAGAUCACAAUAGAGAAUCUUGCAUAUUUCUCACCUACAAGGCAAAUAAAAAAUUCAAGAAGAAUAUUUGGUAUUUGGAUAGUUGCGCCAGCAAUCAUAUGUCUGGCCAAAAGGAGUUAUUUUCUGCACUGAAUGAAUUUGUUAAUGGUAAAGUAAACUUUGGCGAUGAAUCACAAAAUUCUGCCAAAGAAAAAGGCAAAAUCAGAAUUACUCAAAAAAAUGGGGAAAAGAAAUUAUGUACCAGCUUUGAAAAGCAACAUCAUUAG
Solanum dulcamara is the source of this 687-nucleotide messenger RNA. RefSeq lists its product as uncharacterized. The transcript has 2 exons. Bases 1 to 687 code for a protein of 228 amino acids. The record is from RefSeq and is a predicted model, not a curated record. NCBI's taxonomy places the organism in Eukaryota, Viridiplantae, Streptophyta, Magnoliopsida, Solanales, Solanaceae.